UGGCCCACGUAAAUUGUUUAUUUAAUCUUCUCAAUUAUCACAACGUUGCAAGGCCUGUUUCAUCGGUUCCCACCUGGUCAUAAAGAAGUUACGUUAGCGGCCAUUUUGAAUUCAGCAGUCAUUUUGAAAAUUCCUCUUUGGCAGAUUUUUAUGUCCACACGACAUCGGCAAAUAAAAUCGGAGCCAUCUCUGACAAAUGGUAUGUAUGAGUUAUCAAAAAUAUAUAUUAUAUGAUUUAUAGAUGGCAUUAGCAAUAUAAUAGUCAUGAUCACAUGUCAUUAUACAAUAUUCACUUCCUUUUUCUCUAGCCUCGUUCACAUCAAUAGAUUACACGCUAUGUACUGUAUUUCCUAGCUGAAGAUCCACCACAAUAUCUAAAUUUGGUAAGCCAUCCAUUUUUCAUUUUACUUUUAUAUAUCUUAUCAUACAUCAAUUGGUUAAUUACAACACAUAUUUUAGUACAUUUUUCCAAAACUGGUAUUUUAUCAGCAAACUUAGCAAUAUAUUUGUAUUAUAGUUCAGGUCGUGUAUAGGCUUAGUGGCUCCUACCCGGGCCGGGGGCUCCUAUACCACAUCUCCCCUUCAAUUAAAAGCCAAGUGUGUUAUCUCAAUUAGCAAAGUUCCCAAUCAGUCAAGUAUUUCAAAUACGCCAUAUAUUCAUGGUUGUGCGGUAUUUGUGACACUGGGGAAUAUGCCAUACUCACCUGCGGUAUAUGGCAUAUUCUCCAGGUGAUUAUGCCAUGUAUUGCAGUGGAUAUGCGAAACAUAGAUUUCAGUGAAUACCCGAUACUCACCUGUGGAAUAUGCCAUACUCACCUGCAAAAUACGUCAUCCUUACCUGCGGAAUAUGCCAUAUACCGCAGGUGAAGACGUGAUACAGAAAGCUUCGAUUUGAUUGGUCGAUUGAAUCGACUCUAAAUGUAAAACUACGCUGGAUUGCCAAUAUUGUUAGCGCUUCAAGUAUUAAUAUAUGAAUCCUGAAUUGAUUAAGUAAGUUUUGUACGUGUUAUUGCUGGAUGCUACUUCUGAAAGUAUCGGGAAUGUGUAAAUCGUGAAUUUCCAAUACAACAAUACAUGGAUACUCGUGAUUUUGUAUGUUCUUGUCUAGUCUUUGUCGAUUUGGUUAAAAAGUCACUGAUAAGCUCCAUGAAUGUAGAUUCGUCUAUUUAUGCAUAAUAAUGUUUCCAUUGUGCACUGUAUUUGCGUGUAACACAUACAUAAUAGACAACAUCAAACAUUCAGGUACCACUGGUGUAUGUUAUUCAAUGGUAUUAACUCAUGUAUUCAGUGGCACUGACCUGUUCAUCCAGUAAUCAUUAUAUAAUAAUUUAUAUUAUGAUUAUGGCAUAUUUUUGUAUCGCGUUUACGCCGUAACAAAGUACAAUGUACUGUAUUCAAUUAGUCAAGGUCACAGUUAAUUAAGCACUCAGUUUAAAUUGAUUCUCAAAUUAAUAUGACCUCUUGUAUUUUAUCUUACCUGUGCAUUUCAUUGCUUGGUCUUUUUAUGUAAGGCUUAACAGUGCCCCUGGCUCUGCAUUUAAAUUACUUUACUUAUAAAUACGUAUAUACACAACAUCCUGUUGUUCAAAUGUACGAUAACAACUAAUGGAACAGAUCCCAGCUCGAGCUCACAUUAAUUUGGACAAGGAAAACAGGACUGUGAGAAAUGCAAUUAGUAAUACUAAUUAAUAGCAGGAAUAAAAGAAGAAUUUGCUUUUUUUUAAAAUGACAAAAUUGUCCUGUUUUGGAAAUAUGUCGAGGGUGAGAAGUUUCUCUGUUCCAGUUUUCUUGAUUUUGACGAUGACUUUGUCAGUUUAUUGGGGAUUUUCAGUAAAAACAAUAGGAACUUGUAUAAAAGCCUUGCUUUCAGCAGAUACGUCACCUAGAAGAGCACACAUAUCGACGGCAGGUGAUGAAUCCGUGAAAAACUUUCUUUAUAUUGUGAAUUCUUAUCAAUGCAUACGCGACUAUCUUGUACAGAUGGACACGUUGGGAGAUCCAAAGAAUUUGGACGUGCUAGUAUUGAGUUAUAAAGCGCCCUGUAAAGACUCGAAGUUUGACCAUGUUAAGUACAUGUUUGGUCCAAAUACAACUUGGACAUCUGGAAGAAACCUUGCUUGGACAUAUGCGCAGAAGAAUCUUGGAAAAUAUCUGUAUUACGUUUUUCUUGAUGAAGAUAUCCUAUUAAAACCAACACUGCCAAGAAUUUUGAGUAAAAAUGUGCUUAAUAAACUGAAAUCAAAUACUUCCAUACUGAGACAAUUUGAAGAUUGUCUGCUUGAAACACAACCUGCAGUUGGUGCGCCUAUGUUUUCAGGGGGUGACCCUUUGCUUAUUUCCGACGAAUGUAAACUGGAUAAUUAUAGAAAAGAAUGGAAUCUCCCAGAGCGAGUUCCAAUGAUAUACUUUGAUAUGAUAUUCGUAGCACUCCAUAAUAAGGCUAUUGAGCAUUUAAUGCCACUAGAUGUACAAUAUGACAAACAAAGUUGGUGGGCAUCAGGACAAUAUUUGCAAAUGAAAUCCUAUUAUUAUUUUCAUCGUCAAGUUGCACGGUAUACCCUCAUGACCGUGCAUAACAAUCGGCAUAAAGGUUAUCCACGAGGUCUUGUUUCAUAUGCCGAUAUAAUUAAGGACAUCAAAUCUAAAGUUCCAAUGUCUUACAGAAAUGCAACAAUAUUUAGGCAGGACAUAAAGAUAAUGAAAGGUAAUAAUGUCGGGAAAAAACAAAUGCCAUUUAACCCAUUGAAACCAAGUUUUGAAUUGGCUCCUAAAAAUGAUGCUAUCGCUCCUUUCAAAUAUAUUGAGCGUAAGAACAACCCAUUUGAGAAUAAUGAUUGCUAAAUGCCAUAUUGCUUGAUAAUUACAGUCACGUUUAAUCUCAUGAAUUGAAUAUGACACUCUCUUGCUUUUGGAGUCGUGUCGAUUGCAACGUGAAUGAAAGAAUUCACCUUCAAGGCAAAUGAUAAUCAGUAGCCCCAUAAUGUGGAUGGUGCUAUAUUUGAAAGCACCGUAAUGUGGAUCGUGCUUAGUUCGGAUUGAAAACCCCAUAAUGUGAAUGGUGCUGGCGUCUGGGAGCUACAUAAUGUAGAUGGCGCUCGAGUCUAAAAGCCGCAUAAUGCGGAUGGUGCUUGAACGAUUGCUCCAUAAUGUGGAUGGCACACGCGUUUGGAAGCGCUUUUGCACCUUCAUAUUUUGAUCAACAGCCCAUAGUAGAAAUGUUAAUGGAUUUUAAAACUGUUGGGGUCAAUGCCCCUGGAUGUGCGGCAUUACCUGUUAUGCAUUUUGCUUUCAAUGUUGGUGCCAGUGACCAACUUCUGCCAGCAAAAACGGACCACGGUGUACCAAUGGCUUGUGGCGUAGGCAAGCGGGUAUUUCUAUAUAUUCCAACCAACGAUGUCCCAAUUGAACUUCCAAUGAACCACAUACCACUUGAAGCACUAUAGAACAUAUAAUCAUCACCAAAUUCGUGCUUGUAUACUGGACGGUGGUUGAAUGUCUUAGGUUCCAGAAAAUAGAGUCCUUGGCGUGCAGUCUGACUAGGGCUACUCCCGAAUAAAAUCUUUGCACAGGGUGUUGGUGCUAAAAAUUGAAUAUGGCAAUUACGUGACUAUUUACAUAUUGAUCAAAGUAACUGUACCUAAAAUACUUUAGUAUUUGAAUUAUUUACCAGAGCGUCUGUUUUGGUAUGUCAAUCUAUUCAGUA
Molecule: messenger RNA, 3703 nt
Organism: Owenia fusiformis
Lineage: Eukaryota; Metazoa; Annelida; Polychaeta; Sabellida; Oweniidae
Source: the annotation of a GenBank genome assembly